UGAAACUCUUUAUAUCUUAAUAUACGAGGAAGAGGAUGGCAGCGAUUUCCAGUCGGUUCGACUUGUUUAUGCAAAUUGCUAAAAGUCAAAUGCAUAUCCCGAAUAUUUGAUGUAGCGAGGGGAACGCUGCUAAAAGGGAGGGGAACACCCCUCAUUCGUGGAAAAUGGAGCAUUGUGGUUUACAGGUCUAAAAUGGGAACAACCGCCUCAUUCUCUCUCUUUAAGGUAGCCUCAUCUGCAAAAGUCAAAAAACCCAGUCCAAAGGUACACCCACAGCCCCCCGCCGUGCAGCCGAGCCCUGUCUUUGGAGUGUCCCUGGAGAGGCUGAGGGAGACAGGACGGGUGGCGUGUGGCAUCCCCCAGGUCCUGCGACACAUGGUGGAGUUCCUGGACAAACACGCUCUCCAGCAGAGGGGGCUGUUCCGGCUCAGUGGCUCAGUGGUGAAGACCAGCCAGCUCAGGGCCAGGUGGGACAGUGGGGAGACCGUGGACCUGAAGGCAGAUGUGGAUGUCCAGACUGUUGCCUCCCUACUCAAGCUUUUUCUGAGAGAGAUACCCCAGGCUGUCAUCCCAGAUCCCCAGCACACUAAGAUGGUCUGUGCUUUCAGAGGGUGUAUGGACAAGGCAGAGUUAAACUGUAUCCUGAAGGACAAUUUGUGCAGCCUACCUCAAGACAAUUACAGCAUUCUCUCUUACCUGUUUGACUUCCUGUUGAGAGUGGCCUCCCACAGUGAAGCCAAUCAUAUGUCUGUGGAAAACCUGGCCACAGUCUUUGGACCUUGUCUAUUCCAUGUUCCCCACAGUCCGAGCAUGCUUGAAGAGCAGUCAGUGUGUAACGCCCUGGUGUGUCAUUUACUAAAGAAUCAUUCCUACCUGCUGAGCCACACUCUCGACACGCCAUCACCUCCCCCAGUGAUGUUAGCGCUGUCAGCCUCAGAGGAGAGGGCAGAUGACCAUGCCCACGUGACUCAGGACUGCGUGUGUUUGCUCCCGGGGGAAACAGCUGAGCCCAAGGCCACAGCGGUGAUACAGGUGGCAGGUGCAGACCCGCCCCACCUGGUCCAGACACCCUCCCAGCGCACCAGGGACCCUGAAGCUGUUGAGUUUACCCAGGAGGACAGCCCUCAUGUCACUGGGCACUGCCUGAUCCAGGAGCAGCUCCAUAUCCUGAGGCAGCAGGAGGCUGAGGGUACUCCACAGUCAAUGGCUGAAGAAAGUAGACCGAGGCUCCCUGCGAGCUCUACCUCAGAGGGCGAAAUGUCUCUCACAGAUACCACACUUCCUACUGGGAGGGGCACAGCAGAGGAGCUGGAGAGUUCAAGUGAAGAUCAACCUCUUCAGCCAAAAAGACGGAAAUCCUGCUGUGAACUCAGUGACCAACAGGAGGACUUCAGCAAGGAUAUGGACAUAAUGGCAGAGCUGACAAGCUUUCAGAGAAACACAGGUAUAGCACUGGGUGUGGAGAUGAACUGCUUUGCUCUGCCACACACAGACAGGCUGGUAGAGUUACUUGAAGAAGGCAAAGAAACACCGGAGGAUUCUGAUAAGAGCUCGUUCCUCAAGCUGCACGCCCUGGAGGUGGAGGUGUGUCCCUCUGUCACGCCGCCCGCGGACGACGGCACGCGGGCAGCCAGCCGGACUCCAUCACCCAGCGGGCAGUGGGACAAGAGGAGCCCCCAGGAGACAGACCCCGGGCCCGUCCCAGAUGGCGAGAGCUGUGAGGACCAGCCGUCCGCGGGGCCCAGCCGGUUUCUGUGCCACAUCGCCGACGGCGACAGCCCCCUCCCGUCGCCGCGGUGCUCCAGCCUCAGCCGGAGCCAGCGCUUCAACAGCGACCCCGAGGCCGCGCCCUCACCGCCCUCCUCCCAGCAGUUCAUCAUGUCUCGUGGUAUUGUGAGAACUGUGUCACCAGAGGGUGCCAAAGAGACAAUGUCAAUCACUCUGCUCUCCAAGCAUGUCCAGACCCUGAAGAGGAAACUCAGACGAUUUGAGGAGAGGUUUGAGCAGGAGAAGAAUUACAGACCAUCACACAACGACAAGACAGCCAACCCAGAGAUGCUCCAGCUGAUGAGUGAACUGGCAAAGUCCCGCAAGCAACUCAGAGACCUGAGGCUGAAGCAGUCAGUGGAGCAGCUGAGGCUUCAGAAGACAGAGGAGCACACAGAAAUCUGCAGGCACAGCAGCGAACUGCAGGACACCACAGAACAGAACCAGAAACCCUCCCUGGAGGACACUGUCGAGACCCUGCUGAAGAGACUGAGAGAGAAGCGGCAAGCGCUCGGCCUCCCGGACAACAUGAAGGAAAUGACCCAAAAACAGAUGGCGCUGGAGAAAAUCACCCUGCAGAAGUGCUUGCUGUACUUCGAGAGCCUGCACGGUCGGCCGGGCACCAGGCAGGAGAGGAGCCUGAUGAAGCCCCUGUAUGACAGAUACCGCACUGUCAAGCAGCUCCUGUGUGCAGAGUCCUCCAUCACCACCAUAGUGGAGGAAGGCUCUGAUGAAGACUGCGUGCAGCCGACGCCCACGCUGCCGUGCAGGGCGAUACAGCCGGUGUGCAGAGACGAGCUCCUGUGCCCGCAGGAAGAGGACAGCGACCCCGCCUUCGUGUCCCCACUGGAUGAGGUGAAAGCGGUCAGACAGCCCGCGGUAACCAUGUCCAACCUCCAUGCAGCGUCCAGGUCAGAGUUACUGGAGUGCCUUCGGGAGACUCGGGCAGAGAAGAGAAGACUGCGCAAGGCACUGAGAGAAUUCGAGGACCAGUUUUUCAGACAGAUGGGAAGAGCCGCACAAAAAGAUGACCGCAUUCCCAUGGCUGAAGAAUACCAGGAAUAUAAAAAUCUAAAAGCUAAACUCCGAUUACUAGAAGCUCUGCUAAGCAAACAGGAGACUCCAAAGAUUAUCUGAGAGAAAGGCUUUUCUU
This is a messenger RNA of Megalops cyprinoides (Indo-Pacific tarpon), 2920 nucleotides long. RefSeq names its product protein FAM13A-like. Lineage: Eukaryota; Metazoa; Chordata; Actinopteri; Elopiformes; Megalopidae. Gene Ontology annotation, biological process: signal transduction. The record is from RefSeq and is a predicted model, not a curated record. The transcript is spliced from 20 exons. Bases 193 to 2904 code for a protein of 903 amino acids.